GUCAAUUAGUUUACUUUUAUUUAUUAUUAAAAAUAUGUAGUAUUUAAUGAAAAAUUAUUUUCAAUCGCAGUUUGAAGUUGAAAAAUUGGGUAGUUGCUGGAUGUUGGUUAAAUAAGUAUCGGGUUGUAACUUGAAAAUAAUAUAGAUCAUUAUUAUUUUUAUUCUUUGAAAUGCAUAUUUUAUGAUUAAUUUGCUUUUAUGUAAUGCUAAGUGAUUGUAAUUUCCAUCUAAAAAAAGUAAAAUAAUCACAAAGUUUUCAUACAAAGUAAACGUGCAAAGUAUACGUACAAAGGUACGGCACUGACGGAGUAGCCGACGCAAUUCUCAUACCAAAUCUAGGGACCCAGCAGCUAGAGCAUUUUUCACAGCAAAGAUAAUAACCUGAAGGUAGUCAGGAAGUAAUCUCGAAACAAGCUAUUCGAUUUGGCCUAACGUAGCACUCAUGGAGACUUAUACAGUCUUCAUGGCAGCACUGCAUCCAGCAUUUGGCCAGUUUGCAAGUUAAGGUUACAAAUAGGAUCAAAACAAAACAAAUGGCAAUUAUAAUAAAACUGACAGUAUAUUAAUCAAAUUCAUAUUAAGUGUGAUUUUUGAAGUAAAUUUAUCAAGAUGCCUACUUGCUAUGCAAAAGGAUGCAAAAAUAGUUCUGCCAAAGGUGUCAAAAUGAGCUGUUUCCCUAAAAAUUCCAUACGAAGAGAAUUGUGGACAGAUAUUUGCAAAAAGUUUGGCGCCAAAACUUAUAUGCUUCCUAAUGAUCAUUCAGUUUUGUGUGAAUAUCAUUUUACAGCAGAUAUGUGGGAAAAGCCAAAAGUAGAUGGAAAAAAGAAACUGAAACCUGAUGCAGUGCCUACUAUUUUUGGUCAUUCAGUGUUUCAAGUUAAAAAAAAAAAACGAAUGGUUGCUCCACCUCAAAUUAACUACCUAAAUACAAUUAUGGUGCGUACCAAUCCUCAUACCAAAGACCUUCAAAUAUGGUCUAAAUCGGGCCAACACUAUAAAAUAUUACUAGUCAAUCGUCCAACCAAUAAGUCUAUGAUCACAGCUGAUAAAUCAAAAGAUUUAGACACGAAAGAAAAUGAAGAAGUAUCAAUUAUUGAAGAAAAAAAUACAAGCCUGCUCUCAAAUAGCAAUGCAAUUUCAUAUUACAUUAAGGAUGAAACAUCAGAGGUUACUAAAAAUACAGAUAUUCCAAAUGAUCCUGUCAGUAAUUGCAAGUUGCUAAAAGAUGAUGAUAGUGAUUCAGAUUCUUUUAUAGAUAAAAAUUUUGAACCGAUAACAGAUGAUGAAAUAGAAGUCACUGAAGAAGAUUAUGAAAACUUUGAACCAGUAACAGAUGAAGAAAUUAAUUUCAAUGAGGAUAAUAAUUUACCAAUGAAAGAAAAAAAUAUUAACCCCAAUAUGAACACAGAAGAACACCGUGUACAUUUGUUGCCGAAACACCUCAACCAAUUUUCUUGUAAAACAACUGAUGCAAAAUGCAGUAGAUGUGAAAAAUUUGAAAAAGCAUUGCAAAAUAGUGAAAAAAUGAGAAUUAUGAUGAAAAACAAUCAUAAGAUGACACGUAGAAGUCUAAAGAGCAAGAUACAAUUACUAGAAAACAAAAUAAAAGUAUUAGAAACUAAUUACAUAGGCUUACGUAAAAUUUUAAAUGAAGAUCAAAUUAAUUUUUUGGGUAAAGGAACAAAAAGGAGGUAUAAGUGGUCUCAAGAAACUCUAUUGAAAGCAAAUGAAUAUAAACUUGCAUUAGGUAGAAAAGGAUACCAAUUAUUACUCGAUUAUAAGUGGCCAUUACCAACUAUCAGAACCAUACGCGCUAAUCUAGAAAAGAAAAAAGUUGUAAAAAACGAAUCUUCCUCCCAUCCUGACAGUGUUUAAAAUGACCUUCAUUUUUUCAUGAUUUGUGUUAUUUAUUAUUUUAUUUUUUUAUAACCUUAAAAUUUUGUAUUUUUGGUAGUGUACAUAAUUAAAUGAUUAACUAUUAAGCAAAAAUGUAUUGUUACUUAAGAAUAAGAAAUUUUUAUUUACAAAUAAAGAUUUUACAAUUUUGUUUUGAUUUACGACCCUUAAAAUAAUAUUUACAAUCAGAACGUA
Molecule: messenger RNA, 2091 nt
Organism: Phymastichus coffea
Lineage: Eukaryota; Metazoa; Arthropoda; Insecta; Hymenoptera; Eulophidae
Exons: 5
Coding region: 610-1875 (421 amino acids)
Source: RefSeq, a predicted model, not a curated record